Erythranthe guttata (spotted monkey flower) is the source of this 342-nucleotide messenger RNA. NCBI's taxonomy places the organism in Eukaryota, Viridiplantae, Streptophyta, Magnoliopsida, Lamiales, Phrymaceae. The record is from RefSeq and is a predicted model, not a curated record.
AUGUGGCCGCUCAUAAGAAUCGGCGUCUCCAUCAUGGUCGUCUCCCUCGCCGGAUUCGUCGGCGCCUGCUACCAGAAUAGCUUCCUCAUAUACCUCUACCUGUGGGCCAUGUUCAUCAUCAUCGCCACCCUACUCGGCUUCGUCAUCUUCGCCUACGCCGUCACCGGCAAGGGUUCCGGCCAGCCCAUGAUGAACCGGGCCUACCUCGACUACUCGCUCCAGGACUACUCGGGUUGGCUCUCGGAUCGGGUCGCGAGUGAUAGUUACUGGGCCAAAAUCGGGUCCUGCAUUAGGGAUUCGCGCGUGCAGAAAGAUGAGCAGAAAUAUUGGGGGCGUUCCUGA